UGUUGCUGGUGUUAUAUAAUUUAAAUUUAUGAUUUGUCUUGUAAACAUAAUAUUUUGUACACCUUAAAUAUAAGACAUGAUACUAUCACUACUAUUAGAUUUUGAGUAAUUGAAUUUAUCUUACGAGUUCUUUGUUUUCAAUCUUUGAGUUAAAAAUGCGUUUCAAAUCAACAAUAUUAAAAAAUUCUGAGGAUCAAUCUGUUGUUUGUAUUGGUUGGACUGGAAACGAUGAAAUAAUAAUCGGAAGAAACGAUUCAACAUUAUCAAAAUGGAGCCAAACUACAAAAGAAAGUAUUAAAUUGUGCGAUUUUUCUGAUGAAUCGUCGUAUCCUAUAGAUUUGCAUAUACUAUCUAAUACUCAGAGGCUCACAAACAAGACAUCGGGGAUUGAACAAAUCCUUAUAACUUCAUCAAAUGGCAAGUUACAUUUAAUGAGCAAAACCACUAAAAUCGAUAAAACCAUAGAUGCCCAUGAAGGUAACGUAACGGUCGGGAAAUGGAGUCCUGAUGGUUCUACUUUAUUAACAGCUGGUGAGGAUGGAUCUAUAAAGAUAUGGUCUCGUAUCGGUAUGUUAAGAACAAAAUUGGUUGUAAAUGCUGAGCCAAUAUUGUCGGCCGACUGGAAUUCUGAUUCAUCUAAAAUUGUGUAUACUCAACAUGAUACGCUUUGUAUUAAAUCAUUAAAAGCGACUAUAAAAACAAUUAGAAUUCGAGGCCAUAGUGAUCUUAUACUCAAAGUAUCGUGGUGUAAAGCCAACGAUUUAAUUGUAUCAGGAGGCGAAGAUUGUUACUAUAAGAUUUGGGAUUCAUAUGGAAAUUCUAUAUUUGUGAGUGAAAAACUCACGCAUCCAGUUACAUCUCAUUGUUGGAAGGCGGAUGGAAAUUUGUUAGUUGUUAGCUUUUACAAUACGAUUCUAAUUUGUAAUCAAUACGGAGUAGUCCUAUCGACAGAUUAUGUUGAUUGUGGAAGCAUUUGUACACUUUGUUGGUCACCAGAUAGUACACAAGUAGCUGCCGUGUGCGCUAAUGGAAAAUUAAUGGUUUCUACUUUGGUCGAAAGAAGUAUUUCAAGACGGAAUUUUCAUUGUUUGAUCACGUCGCGGAAAACAAUGGCUGUUAAGGACAUAUUAAAUGAAACCAAAGAAAACAUCGAUUUCCAACGUAUCGUUCAUGUAGCUAUGGAAUACAGUCAUUUAAUAGUCACCACGUGCACGCAGUGUUUUGUAUAUCAAAUGCCCAAUCUAAACACUCCGCAAAUUAUUAAUUUAAAAGACACAAACGUGUUUAUGAUUAUUUUGACUGAAAAAUAUUUUGCUAUAUUUUCAAUAAGUCGAGUUGAUAUUUACACAUUUGACUGUAAAUUGGUUUCGUCUCCUAAAUGGCCGAAUAUGCAAUGUGACGUAGUUCAAAUGAAUCAGGUAUCCAUAUCUGAUCAUAUAUUGGCUGUAAGAGAUCAAUUAAAUGACAAAAUGAUUCACGUUUUCGAAGUAGCACCGUUGAUUACAUUACCUACAAUUAAACACGAAUUUGCAAUUACUGAUGUACAGUUGAUGACCACCAAGUUCCAAGAUAAACGUUAUUUGGCGUUGAUCGAUUCGAAUAUGAACAUAUUCAUCGUCCAUAUAAGACAUAAAGACUGUGCUAAAACUUACAAGCUUGGUUCAAUGUUUCAUAGCAUGUGCUGGAACGGUCAAACAGAAUCACUGGCUGCGUUGCAAUAUACAAAUUUGAUAGUGUGGUAUGACCCUUUACUUUUACUGAAUGACCAAAUCCUUGUGCGGAAGUCGUUAGAAAAAAGUGACUUGAGUUUUUACGGUAACAAAUUAAAUAUUGAGUCAUACGAAGACAAUAUGGUGAGUUUAAUCAACACAGACGGCGUUAAAGUAUUUGUUCAGGUGUCUCCUUAUCUGGAAGCUAUGAAGAAUUACAUCGGUGCGAGUAAAUGGAUGGAAUGUCGAAUCGUAUGUCGAGACGUGAAGAACGAAGCGAUGUGGGCACUAUUGGCCGGUUCUGCUGUGUUGGCUAAACAGCUCGACACCGCCGAAGAGUGUUUUCUUGCUAUCGGACAGAUUGAACGAGCGACAUUUAUCCAACACAUAAAGACCUUAUCUGAUAGAACAGUACAGGAGUCAUCACUAGCUCUGCUGUCUGGAAAAAUAUCGGAAGCUGAAUCCAUUUUACUCAGAAACGGAUCCACAUUUAAAGCUAUUAUAUUUAACGUCAAUAUACAUAACUGGAGUAGAGCUUUGGAAUUAGCAGUAAAACAUAAGAAAUAUUUGAACAUGGUUAUUUAUAAACGAAGAAAUUAUUUAGAAUUUUACAAAAAAGAAGAAACAAAUGAAAAGUUUUUAAAAUACUCGAAUAUUGAAAUUGAUAACGACGAGAUCUUGAAAGAAAUCGAAGAAGAAAAACAACGUUCGUAAAAUAAGAAAUAAUUUUAUGAUUUAUGGAAUAUAAUAUAAGUAUUUGAAUAUACAAAUAUGUACCUAUC
Rhopalosiphum maidis (corn leaf aphid) is the source of this 2491-nucleotide messenger RNA. RefSeq names its product intraflagellar transport protein 80 homolog (gene Oseg5). Gene Ontology annotation, molecular function: protein binding. Gene Ontology annotation, biological process: cilium assembly. The record is from RefSeq and is a predicted model, not a curated record. Gene Ontology annotation, cellular component: cilium; centrosome; intraciliary transport particle B. NCBI's taxonomy places the organism in Eukaryota, Metazoa, Arthropoda, Insecta, Hemiptera, Aphididae.